AUCCAUUGACGAAGUGAAAAUGGAGGAAAACAAUGACUCCACAGAGAGCUCCCAAGGCCAAGGGCGGCAAAGCGCCACCAAGUGCGGGUGGCUGAGGAAGCAAGGAGGCUUCGUCAAGACGUGGCACACCCGCUGGUUUGUGCUCAAGGGGGAUCAGCUUUGUUAUUUCAAAGAUGAAGAUGAAACCAAGCCCCUGGGUACUAUUCUUCUGCCUGGAAAUAAAGUCAUUGAGCACCCGUGCAAUGAAGAGAACCCGGGGAAAUUCCUUUUUGAAGUAGUUCCAGGAGGUGAACGAGAUCGGAUGACAACGAAUCAUGAGAGCUAUCUCCUCAUGGCGAGCACCCAGAGUGACAUGGAAGACUGGGUCAAGUCCAUCCGCCGAGUCAUAUGGGGGCCUUUUGGAGGAGGUAUUUUUGGACAGAAACUGGAAGACACAGUCCGGUAUGAAAGGAGAUACGGGAACCGGCUGGCACCCAUGCUGGUGGAGCAGUGUGUGGACUUCAUCCGGCAGCGCGGGCUGAAGGAAGAGGGCCUCUUCCGGCUGCCUGGCCAGGCUAACCUCGUCAAGGAGCUCCAGGAUGCAUUCGACUGUGGAGAAAAGCCGUCCUUUGACAGCAACACGGACGUCCACACCGUGGCAUCCCUGCUGAAGCUCUAUCUCCGAGAACUCCCGGAACCCGUCAUUCCUUACGCCAAGUAUGAGGACUUUUUGUCAUGUGCCACGCUGCUCAGCAAGGAAGAGGACACAGGUGUUAAGGAGUUAAUGAAGCAAGUGAAGAGUUUGCCCGUGGUUAACUACAACCUCCUCAAGUAUAUUUGCAGGUUUCUGGAUGAAGUGCAGUCCUACUCAGGAGUUAACAAGAUGAGCGCUCAGAACUUGGCAACUGUCUUUGGUCCCAACAUCCUGCGCCCGAAGGUGGAAGAUCCUUUGACUAUCAUGGAGGGCACGGUGGUGGUCCAGCAGUUGAUGUCAGUGAUGAUUAGCAGACAUGACUGUCUCUUCCCCAAAGACACAGAACUGCAGAGCAAGCCCCAAGAUGGGCUGAGCGGGAACAGCAACGACGGCCAUAAGAAAGCCACCACGGGUCAGUUACAGAACAGGGAAAACAACAACACCAAGGAGAGCCCUGGCAGGCGGUGCUCUUGGGACAAGCCCGAGUCCCCGCAGAGAAGCAACAUGGACAACGGAUCCCCCACAGCGCUAUCAGGCAGCAAAGCGAACAGCCCAAGGAGCAGCAUGCACAAGCUGGAUGUCUCCAGGAGCCCGCCUCUCAUGGUCAAGAAGAACCCGGCCUUCAAUAAAGGCAGUGGUAUAGUCACCAAUGGGUCCUUCAGCAGCAGUAACGCAGAAAGUGUCGAGAAAACCCAAAUCACCCCUAGUGGGAGCCUACAAGCCAGAAGGACCUCUUCCCUGAAGAGUUCUGGUACCAAAAUGGGCACCCAAAGUGUACAGAACGGAACCGUCCGCGUAGGUCUUUUGAACUCUGACACGCAAGGGAAUCCCUUGAAUGGUCGAAGCAUGAGUUGGCUACCCAAUGGCUAUGUGACCCUGAGAGACAACAAACAGAAGGAGCAAACUGGAGAGUCAGGCCAGCACAACAGACUCUCCACCUAUGACAAUGUCCAUCAGCAGUUCUCACUGAUGAGCCUCGAUGACAAGCACAGCGUGGACAGCGCCACCUGGUCCACCUCCUCCUGUGAAAUCUCCCUCCCCGAGAAUUCCAAUUCCUGUCGCUCCUCCACCACCACCUGCCCAGAGCAAGACUUUUACGGUGGGAACUUUGAGGACCCUGUUUUAGAUGGGCCCCCACAGGAUGACCUUUCACAUCCUGGGGACUACGAGAACAAAAGUGACCGCAGGAGCGUGGGGGGUCGCAGUAGCCGUGCCACCAGCAGCAGCGACAACAGUGAGACAUUUGUCGGCAACAACACCAGCAACCACAGUGCACUUCACAGUUUAGUCUCCAGCCUGAAACAGGAAAUGACCAAGCAGAAGAUCGAAUAUGAGUCCAGGAUAAAGAGCUUGGAACAGCGGAAUCUGACUUUGGAAACGGAAAUGCUGAGUCUCCACGAUGAACUGGACCAAGAGAGGAAAAAGUUCACCAUGAUAGAGAUCAAGAUGAGAAAUGCCGAACGAGCCAAGGAGGAUGCUGAGAAAAGGAACGACAUGCUCCAGAGAGAGAUGGAGCAGUUCUUCUCCACGUUCGGGGACCUGACGGUGGAACCCAGGAGAAGUGAGAGAGGAAACACAAUUUGGAUCCAGUGAGCCCUCCUCUCAGGUCCUGCCUGGGCGGCUCUAGCGAAGGGUUCCGAGGGACUUGGGGGCAAACGGGGUCAGUCGGGGAAACGAAGGUGUGGGAUCAGAUGGCUGGUCCGCGUAGAGCUUCACCUGGUGCGGGAAUCUCACUUCCAGACAUCACUAUCCAUAUGCUCAGUGUGUAACCAAAGCUGUGCCACGCU
This is a messenger RNA of Acomys russatus (golden spiny mouse), 2460 nucleotides long. RefSeq names its product Rho GTPase activating protein 24 (gene Arhgap24). Bases 20 to 2266 code for a protein of 748 amino acids. The transcript has 9 exons. NCBI's taxonomy places the organism in Eukaryota, Metazoa, Chordata, Mammalia, Rodentia, Muridae. Gene Ontology annotation, molecular function: GTPase activator activity. Gene Ontology annotation, biological process: signal transduction; wound healing, spreading of epidermal cells; negative regulation of ruffle assembly. Gene Ontology annotation, cellular component: focal adhesion. The record is from RefSeq and is a predicted model, not a curated record.